AGGAACGUCGUGACGAGAAACAUCAGGAAAAACGUCGUAAUGGCGGAGCGAAUGUUAGCUGUCGAGGUAUGCGUCUCGGGUUGCGUUUUAUCACCGUGAGCUGAGACAACGCGCAAAGCGAGCGUGCUAAUCACGCGGACCCGUUACGCUGGGACACGUCUGUCUCGAGGAGGACCCGAUCGUUUGUGAGAUUCGUCGAGCAUUCGCCGCGACACAAUGAUGAAUAAUCGCAGGCGCAGCAACUUCACGUAUGUCAGCUCGUGCGUGAAGUACAUGAUUUUUAUGCUGAAUUUCGUCUUCUGGCUAUUUGGCGGACUGCUAAUCGGCGUAGGUCUCUACGCGUUCGUGGACAAAUGGCAGGCGACCGGAUCUGUUCGGGUGGAGAACGUCUAUGACGUUGUUUUGAACAUCUCUUUGGUGAUGUUGAUAGCUGGUGGAGUGGUUUUCGUCGUCAGUUUUGCUGGCUGCGUCGGAGCCCUUCGCGAGAACACAUGCCUUCUUAAAUUUUACUCGCUGUGUCUUCUAGUAUUCUUCCUUUUGGAGAUGGGUGUGGCAAUCGUCGGUUUUGUAUUCCCCCAUACCCUGCAGUCAAUCUUGGAAGAGUCGUUCACAGACAAGAUAAUUCAGACAUACAGGGAGGAUCCAGAUCUGCAAAAUUUCAUCGAUUUUGGUCAACAAGAAUUCAAGUGUUGCGGCUUGAGUCAAGAAGGAUAUCUAGACUGGGGAAAAAAUGAAUAUUUCAAUUGCACUAGCCCUAGUGUGGAACGUUGCGGGGUACCAUUCUCUUGUUGCAUAAACGCUACUGAUAUAUCUAGCGGACUUGUAAAUAUAAUGUGUGGCUACAAAGUUCAGAUGUUACCAGUGUCGGAAGCGAGUAAAAAGGUGUGGACCAGCGGAUGCAUUGAGAUCGUCCGGAGUUGGGCGGAACGUAAUCUCUAUACGAUAGCCGGCAUCGCUCUGGGCAUUGCGCUCAGCCAGCUUUUCGUGAUCUACCUUGCGAAAACGUUAGAAGGUCAGAUCGAGUUGCAGAAGUCUCGCUGGCAUUCCUGAGCUUGACUUCAGGCCACCUACCGUUACCAGAUACAUUCUGCGGCCAACAGGCAGGUGGCCAGCGGCGGCCGAUCGCGCGGAUCACAGGACAAUGAGACGAAUAUAAACGCGCGAAUGGCAUUGCUCGUUCUCUUCGCGAUCUCUUUAUAUGUACUGUGCAUUUUUUCCCUCAUCAAGCUCGUCCUUUAUUUCAAGAAUUUCUUUCAACUGUACGCGAGUAAAGGAUAAGAUUUGACAGUCGACGAGCUCUCUUCGACGCUAGACUAUGCGUUUGCGACCAUGGAGGCAUCAAUGAAUAUCUUGCAGAGAAAUUAUGUACAUACGCGGAUGCAAAAGUGGUGUCUUGUGCGAUUACAAUAAGCGGUAAAAGUUCUCUUUAAUACUCAGGAAAGCAUUUACUUUCUCGCUUACACAGCUGAUUGCAUGAUUCAAAACGCUUCGCGCUUGCAUUAGCGAGUUACGUAUCAUGCGAUCGUGUGAAUGCUGCACGAGACACGAUUAAUGCAUUCGUCUGUACAUGCGACUGGUAAAAUUAAAGACAAAAGUGAGAGACAUUUACAUGAUGAAUUCUGUAAUACGCAUUUCACUAAACAUAUUAUACAAUGCGUUAUAUUAUGUUGCCUUACAUAAUGGUGUGUUUAGAAAAAUCGCCGACUUUUAUAAUUAUAUAAAACAUCUGUUUCUCGCGUUAUUCUCCUUCAAGCCAAUUUUUCGAAAAUUUUUUUCUUUUCAAUACUUUAUACAGUAUACAAAGAUAAUUUGUGUAUUAAAUUAAGACAUUUAGAUCUGAUGUAAUUUUGUCUUUCUAACACGAGAUAGUUCGUUGAUGUAUGAAUUCCAUCAUUUUCAGCACAUUAACAAAUUUGUUUUAACGGUUAACAUUGAUAUGUUGUUAAUAAGUGACAUAGGAGCUUAUUUCACAAGAAUUCAGAUAAUGAUAUCAUGUGCACAUUUUCGUAUAUGUUACUUCCAUUAAGUAUGUAAGAGUUAGAAUAUAAUGAAUUUAAUAUUAGUGAUGAAUAUUAUCUUGUAAAUGAAUCUUGAGAAAUUAAUUUGCUCUAUUAGGUAGGUGUAAAUUGAAUCGUCGAAUUGUUUUGAUUUCUUUUUUUGUUUAAAUAUUUUUAAGUAGUUAAAUGCAUUUGAUUAUAGAGCAACGUGUAUAAUCAAUUUUUGUCUCUUCUCUUUUGUAAUUGACAAUUACAAAUGUAUUGUUCUCCUAUAAAUAAGUGAAUGUAUGUGCAAUGUUGAACUUACGAUACUGAUAAUUAUUAAUGGUGAUUCUCAUUCACUUGUAAUGUAUGCAAUGCCAUAUCUGUAUACGUGAAAUCACAAAUGAGCGCACAUUUAUUUAAACAUGGUAUUACAUUGAACAUGAUAAUUUAUAUUUCACUGUCACAUUGCAUUAGCAGAACUCAUGUAUGUGAGACAAGAAACGUCCAGUGCCAAAGUCAGACUAUUGUUGCUCUUUUGUUUUAAACAAAUCUGACAAUAAUCUGGUAUAAAUGAUUUGUUUAAUGCAUUAGGUGUCUCUUUGUCGAGAAUAAAUGUAAAACUGAAUAUAAAACCUAGUUUGUAAUAAACAAGUAUUAUUCUAA
This is a messenger RNA of Monomorium pharaonis (pharaoh ant), 2645 nucleotides long. RefSeq names its product tetraspanin-33. Gene Ontology annotation, cellular component: membrane. Gene Ontology annotation, biological process: protein maturation; protein localization to plasma membrane. The coding region runs from base 217 to 1050 and encodes 277 amino acids. The record is from RefSeq and is a predicted model, not a curated record. Lineage: Eukaryota; Metazoa; Arthropoda; Insecta; Hymenoptera; Formicidae. The transcript has 5 exons.